AUGGAUCCCAUUGAAGAGCAAAAGGAGGAACUCGAGAUACUACAGUCUAUCUAUCCUGACGAGCUAUCCAUUGCCAGUGAUACAGACUUCACCAUCGACUUGUUGUUGGAAACACCCAGUGAAAAGAAACAUCUGCUAGUGUUACAUGUUCAUUAUACUCCCAAAUAUCCUAACGAGCUUCCCGAUCUAGAUGACUCUGAAGACGAUUCCGAUGAUGAUGGUGAUAUUGAUGGCUCAGGAGCAACCAGAAAACCAGUUAUAAUCUCAGAAUUGGUGCAGUUCGAUUCAAGUGAUUUGAAAUCUUUAUUGAACAAAUUAUAUGACGAAGCCAAUGAGAACUUGGGCAUGCCCUUAGUCUUCACUUUAACCUCCUAUUUAAAAGAAACAGCUGAAUCUUUGUUCCAAGAUAAAUUGAAAAUCGAAGAGAAAAAACACGAAAAACAACAAUAUGAAAGAGAAUUGGAAGAAAAUAAAAAAUUUAUGGGUACUAAAAUAACAAAAGAAAAUUUUCAAGCUUGGAGAUUAGAUUUUAGAAAAAGAAUGAACUUAGAUCGAAGAGAACAAAAGAGAUUGGAUUUAUUACAUAGAGAUAAAUUAACUGGCAAACAAUUUUUCCAAAAUAAUCUCAACACUAUAAAUUUAAAUGAUUUAAAUGAAAACAUAUCAUCACUAACUGUUAAUUAA
Messenger RNA from Ascoidea rubescens DSM 1968, 684 nucleotides. It is a transcript of the gene GIR2, whose product is annotated as Gir2p. Gene Ontology annotation, molecular function: protein binding. The record is from RefSeq and is a predicted model, not a curated record. The coding region runs from base 1 to 684 and encodes 227 amino acids. Gene Ontology annotation, biological process: cytoplasmic translation. The transcript is spliced from 2 exons. NCBI's taxonomy places the organism in Eukaryota, Fungi, Ascomycota, Saccharomycetes, Ascoideales, Ascoideaceae.